Stomoxys calcitrans (stable fly) is the source of this 5241-nucleotide messenger RNA. RefSeq lists its product as uncharacterized. Bases 1 to 5241 code for a protein of 1746 amino acids. The record is from RefSeq and is a predicted model, not a curated record. The transcript has a single exon. Gene Ontology annotation, biological process: proteolysis; DNA integration. Gene Ontology annotation, molecular function: nucleic acid binding; aspartic-type endopeptidase activity. NCBI's taxonomy places the organism in Eukaryota, Metazoa, Arthropoda, Insecta, Diptera, Muscidae.
AUGUCUUUGGAAAAGUUUAUCCGUCUUUCGGACAUGUUGGUCGAAUUUGAGGCCAAUUUAAAUGAUAAACAGAACCCAUUGUCAUCGAGUUUUGUUAUAGAAACUCACAAGGAAGAGGUAAGGGAUAUAUGGGAUCGACUUAAGCCUGCCUACGAGCAGUGUCUUUCCGACAUCGAGCAGGAAUCGCCAGAUGAGGAGGAUAAUAAGGGAGAUGAUGAAAGGGCUUCGGUACUAGAGACUGUGAAGUCCAAGUUCAAGAGCGCGUUUGCUACUUAUUGCCGAUGCGUGGAGCAGUUAGGGGAAAUGCUGCAAAAGUUGCCUGUGCCAACGGCUCCAUCCGUUCCGAGCCAGCCUCAGGGCUUUAAGCUGCCACCCUGUGAAAUCCCGGUUUUCAGUGGGGACUACCGCUCCUGGCCCACAUUUCGGGAUAUGUUUACAGCGGUGUGCAUAGAAAAUCCUCGACUUAGUUCCGUUGAAAAAUUGUUCCAUUUGAACCAAAGGACUAAGGGUGAACCGAAUGACAUUGUUGGGAAAGUUCCAUUGACCAACGAAAACUUCAUUGUGGCAUGGAAGAGCCUUUGUUCACGUUACGAGAACAAGAGGGUCUUAGUGAAUAAUCAAUUGAAGUCUUUGUUCGCCAUUGCCUCCACUCAAUCCGAAUCAGCUCAGUCACUUAAGACACUCCAGAGGGAUAUAAAUGCAUGCAUUUCCAUGCUUAAACUUUACGGAAUUGACGUCGAAAGUUGGGACCCAAUUUUUAUAUUCAUUUGCUCUAGUCGUCUGCCUGAUACCACAUUGACUCUAUGGGAGCAGACACUAGACGACAAGACGGUCAUUCCAAAAUGGUGUUCACUAGAUGCUUUCCUAACGAACCGUCACAGAACCUUAGAAUCCGUCUCCGAGAUGCGCAGGACGGACCCUGCGCCCGAUUCUUCUGCCGAGAAGACAAACCCCAGAUCUGUGAAUAAAGGUCUUAAAGCAUUUCAAACUAGGGUGACAGAUUCCAAGUGUCGACUAUGCCCUACAGAGGUCCAUGUGAUCCGCAAAUGUCCCAAGUUUUUGACCAUGACCCCGCAACAGAGAUUGACGGAGAUCAAGAGAUUCGACUUAUGCCUUAACUGUUUUUCGAAGGUGCAUAGUGUGAGAAAUUGUACCAGCAAGUUCUCUUGUUUCCAAUGUUCCAAACGACAUAAUACCCUACUCCAUCGGGAACAGGUUCCCCAGAGCCAACCCAGCCCAAAUUCCAAUUCUUCCAUAAGCUGUACGCCCUCGCCCUCGCAUUCUAACCCCUCCUCUAUUGCCAUACAGUCCACUAGUUCAGAGGGUGAAAUAGUACAGUCUUGUUUUGCUGCCCAGUCCAAGGGAGUUUUAUUAGGCACUGCUUUGGUGAAAAUACGCCACAAUGGGUUAGCAUAUCUGGCUAGAGCGUUGGUGGAUUCUGGUUCGGAGGGAACAUUUAUCUCCGAAAAACUGUUUAACACGCUUAGGCUUCCAUUUAAGCGGACUGCUGCCUGUAUUUAUGGUUUGAAUAAUUCUACUUCGGCUUCCGUCCAGAAGGAAUGCUCCUUCCUCCUAGCUUCGCAUAGUGAUGAUGAUUUCGAAGUUUCGGUUAGUGCCCUUGUAGUUCCACAUCUCUCUGGAAGCCUUCCAUCAAGAACCAUUGGUAUGAACUUGCUUGCCGACAUUCCAAGUAUUCCGUUGGCCGAUCCCCGGUUUUAUGAGAAAGCGACGAUUGAUCUUUUGAUAGGAGCGGAUUUGCUUCCUAUGAUUAUGCGAUCGGGUAUUAAGAGAGAAAUCUGUGGAUCACUACUGGCACAGGAAACUGUUUUCGGUUGGAUCCUUACAGGUCCUAUUCCAUGUGAGAGGAAUACUUCAUGUUCCAGGGUUGUAUCCUAUUUCUGUGAGUUAUCCCUCGAUGCUGCUAUUUCUCGUUUCUGGGAGGUGGAAGACCUUCCCAGGAAGACGUUCCUUUCCGCGUCUGAUAGGUUUUGUGAGGAACUAUAUUCCGCCACCACCACAAGGGAUAAGAAUGGCAGAUAUAUUGUAUCCCUCCCGUUCAAGGAGGAUUUUCUGGCGGGUAGUGAUAUCGGCCAUUCCAGAAAUGCAGCUUUGGUACAGUUCUUUCGAAAUGAGGCACGUCUUCUUCGAACGCCGCAGUUCAAGGACGAAUAUGACAAGGUACUUACGGAGUACGAAUCCUUAGGUCAUAUGACGAAAGUGUCCGAUCCGAUAAGUCCCGGUCUUUCAUCACAUUACUACCUUCCACACCAUGCGGUGGUGAAACCGGACAGCACGACCACGAAGGUGCGGGUUGUUUUUAAUGCUUCCUCUCGCGCUUCCAACGUGAAGAGUCUCAACGACGUUUUACAUACCGGUCCUGUGCUGCAACAGGAUCUUGUAGUACUUAUUUUGAACUGGAGAUUGUUUCGUUACGUAUUCAAUGGGGACAUUACCAAGAUGUACCGACAAAUCUUGGUGAAUCCUGAACAUAGGGCAUUUCAGCGCAUUAUCUUUCGACAGGAUCCAAACGGAAAAGUUCAAGACUACGAACUAAGUACGGUUACUUUUGGAGUAAAUUGUGCUCCUUUCCUGGCCAUUCGGACCCUCCUGCAAUUGGCCGAUGAUGUUCGGGGGACGUAUCCGCUGGCUUACGAGAUUCUUCGGAACUCAAUGUAUGUGGAUGACGCCUUGGUGGGCGCACAUUCUAUACCAGCUGCAAUUGAUGCUAGGGGGCAGUUAAUUCAGGCACUGGGUUCCGCCGGUUUUGCGAUGCGAAAAUGGACAUCGAAUUCCAAAGAGAUUCUCUCUGGCGUUCCAACGGAACAGUUGCUUUUCGAGGAUUUUUUAGAAUUUGAUGACCGAAGUACGGCCAAAACCUUGGGCAUUCGUUGGAAUGCAUCGUCCGACUCGUUUUUCUUUACUGCGCUUCCAUUUCCUGGACACUGUUCAUAUACGAAGAGGGAGGUUUUAUCCCAAAUAUCUAGGCUUUUUGACCCUGCUGGUUGGCUUGCUCCAUGUAUAGUUAUCGCCAAAUUGAUUAUGCAAACAAUUUGGGUAGAAGGUACAAAAUGGGAUGAGGAGAUUUCGGUACAGUCGUUAUCCAGCUGGAAAUCAUUCCAGUCUUUCUAUCCAUCUAUUAAUUCAAUUGCUGUACCAAGGUGGUUCAAUUAUACGACAGACUGCGAGGUCCAGUUCCACGGUUUCAGCGAUGCAUCUGAGAAAGCAUACGCGGCCGCCCUUUACAUUCGUGUUAAAAGGAAACAGUCUACUUUCGUUCAUUUGGUCUCGUGCAAGACAAAGGUUGCGCCACUUAAGACCCUUUCAAUCCCUCGGCUGGAACUUUGUGGUGCUACAUUACUGGCCGAGAUGAUAGACCAUCUGAUACCGCAGUUACGUGUGCAGAAGUUCUCAAUAUUCUGUUGGACAGAUUCAACCAUUGUCUUAUCAUGGUUGGCCAAGCCCCCUUGUUUCUGGUCCACUUUCGUCGCGAACAGAGUAUCCAAGAUUACCCAAGUCAUAAGUCCACCUAAUUGGCGCCACGUCAGAUCGGAGCAGAACCCAGCUGAUCUCGCCAGUCGUGGGGCUUACCCACAAGAUCUCUCGGGAAAUGACUUGUGGUGGCAUGGUCCUAAUUGGUUGGGCGAUUCUGAGGAGAAUUGGCCGAGACUUGAAGACAUCCAGCCAGAUUCAAUCGAAAUUGAGAGAAAAAGUAUUAAAGUUCAUUUCUCCUAUUUUAGCAAUUACGAGGACAUUCUCGAGAGAUUUUCAUCCCUCCCCAGGGCAAUACGUGUAAUUGCCUAUGUUUUUAGAUUUUUCUAUAGCACGCAUCCCAAAUUUAGAAACGCUUACAGAAGGGAGUCUCAUAAUGUGACCACUACAGAGGUCGUGAUGAUUCAAGACCGCCUCAUAUCCAUCACCCAGAAGGCGCACUUUCCGAACGAAUAUCUAGCUCUCUCGGCGAGAAAAACAAUUGCCUCUGCUAGUUCCAUACUGAGUUUAAAUCCGUUUCUUGAUGCCGAUGGUAUCAUGAGGAUUUGUGGUAGGCUAACCUCAGCCCCUGGGUUAUCCUACAAUGAGAAACAUCCUAUUAUCCUGCCUUAUAACUGCCAACUUUCGCGUCUAUUGGUACAAUUUAUCCACUCGAUUUCUGUUCAUGGUGGUAAUCAACUGGUACUGCGGUUGAUUCGGACACAAUUCUGGAUCAUAAAGGUCAAGAAUUUGAUAAAGACAACUUUGAACAGAUGUAAACCUUGUGUUUUGUACAAGCACAAGUGCCAACAGCAAAUAAUGUCCGCUUUACCUCCUGAAAGGGUGGACAUUUCUCGGCCCUUCACCCACACCGGGUUGGAUUUCGCAGGACCAUUUGAAAUAAAGAGCUAUUCCGGUCGAUUCUGCCGCAUAUCGAAGGGGUAUGCGUGUAUAUUUAUUUGUUUUGCCACAAAGGCAAUACAUUUGGAGGCGACAUCCGACCUCUCCACAAACACGUUUCUGGCUGCAUUCAGCAGAUUUGUCUCGCGCCGAGGAUGUCCACUUCACCUUCAUUCCGAUAAUGGCACCAACUUUGUGGGUGCAUCGAAGGUCCUUGCUAAGAAUUUCUUGCAGAGUUCCAAACAAUCUAUAGAGUCCAACUAUGCGCACCAAAAGAUAGAGUGGCACUUUAUUCCACCUGGAGCCCCACACAUGGGUGGGCUCUGGGAAGCGGGAGUAAAGAGCUUCAAAACUCAUUUUCGGAAGGUAGCAGCUAACUUUAAACACACGUUUGAAGAAUUUCAGACAUUGCUCUCAAAGAUAGAGGCUUGUUUGAACUCCCGUCCACUAUGUUCGAUUUCACAAGAGUCGUCGGACUUUUCUGCUCUAACUCCAGGGCAUUUCUUAAUUGGUGCUCCGAUUUUGACACCACUAGAUCCGAAGAUUUCCGAAGCUCCAAUUUCCCUCGUCAAUCGAUGGCAACGAUUGAAGGCAAUACACCAACAUUUCUGCAUCCGUUGGAAAGGGGAAUACCUAAAGGAAUUGCACAAGCGUCAUAAAUGGAAAAGACCAACCGAAAACUUGGCAGAGAAUAUGUUGGUUGUGGUCAAGGAUGAGAACUUACCUCCCAAUUGCUGGCGUCUAGGUAGAAUCUCAAAGGUACAUCCAGGAUCUGAUGGUCGAGUUCGUAUUGUGGAUAUCACGACUGAAAAGGGUAUCAUAGCACGGCCAAUUACGAAAGUGGUUGUAUUACCGUUCGAUUCCACCUCCUAA